CCGGCGCAGCUAAACAAACCAGUGAACCCGACGAGCGACAAGUUUCUACGCCUGUUCCCAGCAUCUCCUCCUUUCUUUCUCUCGAGCAAGAGCCCAUCCAUAUCCCCCAUUCCCUCUCUGCCCAAGAAGACCAACCGGGCAACAACCCAAAGCCCACGAUGAGCUCGGAGCCGGAGGUCGUCCACAGCGGCGGGUGCCACUGCCGGCGCGUGCGGUGGCAGGUGGAGGCGCCGGCGAGCGUGGUGGCGUGGGUCUGCAACUGCUCCGACUGCUCCAUGCGGGGGAACACCCACUUCGUCGUGCCCAAGGACAAGUUCGCGCUCCAGCCCGGCGCCGGCGACUUCCUCACCACCUACACCUUCGGCACCCACACGGCCAAGCACACCUUCUGCAAGGUGUGCGGGAUCACCUCCUUCUACAUCCCGAGGUCCAACCCCGACGGCGUCGCCAUCACCGCGGCCUGCGUCGACCCCGGCACCCUGGCGCACGUCGAGUACAGGAAGGCGGACGGGAGGAACUGGGAGAAGUGGAUCGAGGGGAGCGGCAUCUCCGAGUUCUCCAAGCCUAAGGCCGCCGAGUAGGACCUGGCCUGGCCCGUGUUCGGUUCAGGAUUUCAGAGCCCAAGCAGCACACGAGAAACAGAGUUCUUGAAUUGACUGAAAACAAGUAUCACUACUAAGUACCAACAGUCUUCAUACGCUCAAGUGCUCAACAACACAAAGGGGAGG
This is a messenger RNA of Triticum dicoccoides, 728 nucleotides long. Its product is annotated as centromere protein V-like. The transcript has 2 exons. Bases 159 to 581 code for a protein of 140 amino acids. The record is from RefSeq and is a predicted model, not a curated record. Gene Ontology annotation, molecular function: carbon-sulfur lyase activity. Lineage: Eukaryota; Viridiplantae; Streptophyta; Magnoliopsida; Poales; Poaceae.